This is a messenger RNA of Trichobilharzia regenti, 444 nucleotides long. The record is from the annotation of a GenBank genome assembly. Lineage: Eukaryota; Metazoa; Platyhelminthes; Trematoda; Strigeidida; Schistosomatidae.
AUGAAUCCUGGAUUACCAUGUGAUGAUUUCCUUCAGUCGGCAAAAUUGCUCAAUUUAUGGAGAAAGUCUGAUGAUCGUGUGAGGUAUGAGCUUAAUGCUCAGAUACCGACGGUGUCAUUUCAAAAUAAAGUAGAUUGUUCUACGAAAUGUAGCGAAUUCAUCGAAAAGAUGCUGACAGAUCAUGAGGGACGCAGUAAAGCUAUCAAGGAUUGUAUCCGAUAUUCAACUGACAAACUUCACUCAUUAAAUAGUUCUUAUUCUGAAAACAGUGACGAUAUGAACAAGAAACAAAUAACACGUGAAAUAAAAAAGAAACAGCUCCUGCUACGACAAUUUCAAAGUGAAUUGUUGGAAGAAGAAGUAAUUCAGACUGCAGCUUUAAAAGUGAUAUAUGAACGUUGUCGUGAACAUUUAAGGCAUCCUAUUUUUGAAAAAUUUAAGUGA